Messenger RNA from Aspergillus oryzae RIB40, 885 nucleotides. Its product is annotated as cytochrome b5 reductase family protein. Lineage: Eukaryota; Fungi; Ascomycota; Eurotiomycetes; Eurotiales; Aspergillaceae. The transcript is spliced from 3 exons. Gene Ontology annotation, molecular function: cytochrome-b5 reductase activity, acting on NAD(P)H. The record is from RefSeq and is a predicted model, not a curated record. The coding region runs from base 1 to 885 and encodes 294 amino acids. Gene Ontology annotation, biological process: ergosterol biosynthetic process.
AUGGCUCAAAUUAGACGACUUCCCGCGUCCCUAGCGACAAAGACUACUUUUUUCUCCGCGCUCGCUGUCUUCGGUAUCGGGGCUUACUGCGCUCGAUCUUAUUUUCUUCCCCAGGUUCACGCGGAAUCAGACGAGGCGCCCGUGAUGUUCUCCAAGUUCGGGUUUACGACUCUGCGCGUGCAGAGCGUUAAGGCCGUGAAUCAUAAUACGAAGCGGCUCGUGUUUGAGUUUCCAGAUAAGAAUGCUAGGAGUGGGUUGUCGUUGACUUCGGCACUGCUUACAUUCUCCCGACCAGCUGGACGGUGGUUACCUGUUCUCAGACCGUAUACACCAAUUAGUGAUCUGAACCAACAAGGAACCCUGGAGCUAAUGGUAAAACAAUACCCCAACGGCAAAGCAAGCACUCAUAUCCACUCCCUUGCUCCGGGGGACACCCUCACUUUCCUCACAGCCCUCAAGGGCUUCUCCUGGGUCCCGAACCAAUACCCUCAGAUCUACGCUAUAGCUGGCGGAGCCGGCAUAACGCCCAUUUACCAACUUAUCCGGGGAAUUCUGGAUAACCCGAAUGAUAAGACGAAGAUUAAGCUUGUCUUUGGCGUGAAUAGUGAGCAGGAUUUGUUGCUCAGGGAGGAGCUGGAGGAGUUUAAGAAGCUGUUUCCUGGGCGGUUUGAGUAUGUUUAUACGGUUAGUCGGUUGGAGGGGGAGAAGGAGGGAUUGAGGACGGGGUAUGUGACUGAAGAGCUCUUGAGGGGCGUUGUUGAUGGGAAGGGGGAGGGUGCGAAGGUGUUUGUUUGUGGGCCGCCUGCUAUGGAGGAGUCGUUGGUUGGGAAGAGGGGGAUUUUGGAUAGGUUGGGGUUUGAGAAAGGGCAGGUUUAUAGGUUUUAG